UACAUCAUCUUUUAACCGAGAAACCGACAACAUGGAUGAUGCAGGCAACAUUCAAACACCGGAUAGUAUUACCGGCAAGAGAAAAGAAACCGAGAGAGCGAGUGGAGCGACAAACAAUGUGAAGCGCAUUCUCCCAACAAGGUCCAAAGUGUGGGAACACUACACAAGAACGAAGGAAGAUCGAAACAAGUGUGUAUGCAACUACUGCCAGAACACAUUUUCCUGUCUCACAAGCUCAGGGACCUCAAAUCUUAAGAGCCAUCUUGAGAAAUGCAAGAGUCAUCUUGCUUGGUCGGAUGGACAAGAAGAUAAGCAGCCAACCAUUGACGAUGCAGGGAAACUUAAGAAAGCAAAGUUGACUGAAGCUCAGUUGAGAGAAGCCACAAAUCAGAUGAUUGUCUUAGGACAAUUGCCGUUGUCAUUUGUUGAAAGUGUAGCUUGGAGACAUUUCUGUAACAAGGUUAACUUUGGAUACACUCCUCAUUCAAGAAGAACUGGAACUAAAGACAUUAUCAAGAUGUAUGUGGAAAGGAAAGAAGCACUCAAGAAAUAGUUCUUGUCUAACAAUCAACGAGUAUCUUUGACAACAGAUAUUUGGGUCUCCCCAACUACAGGUAAUCUGUUACACAUUUUCUGAUUCUUUAUACACAUUUUUGAUUCGUUUAUACAUCAUGGAGUUCUUACUGGUUAUUGUAUAUAGGUGCGAGUUACAUGGUCAUCACAGUGCACUAUGUUGAUGCUUCUUGGCGGUUGAAGAAGCUGAUCAUUGGGUUCAAACACAUCACAGAUCACAAAGGUCAGACUAUAUCAAAUGUUCUACUCGAGUGCUUGUCUGACUGGGGAAUCAUAAAUGUUUUCUGUAUAACUGUUGAUAAUGCGACUGCCAAUAGUUCAGCGUUGAGGAAGUUUCAGAGUAGUUUUGCUUUAGGUUCUGAUCAGGCUUUUGUGUUAGAUGGAGAGUUUUUACACAUGAGAUGCAGUGCCCAUAUCAUUAACUUGAUAGUUAGAGAUGGAAUGGCUGAAAUAGAUCAGAGUGUAGUUGCUAUCCGUAAUGCUGUCUCUUAUCUUAGAUCACAUACUAACAAGUUGAGAUCUUUUGAGCUAAAAGUUGACUCCGGUAAGAUUACAAGGGGAAGUCUUCCGUUGGAUGUGAAGACAAGGUGGAAUUCAACUUAUCUAAUGUUGACAACAGCUCAAAAGUUCAAGGUGGCUUUCGAUAAGAUGGAAGCAGAAGACAGGCUCUACAAUGAUCACUUCUCUGAGUUUGAAAAUGGAGCAUCAAGGGUCGGGCCUCCUCAGCAAAGGGAUUGGAGUGCUGUUGAGAAGUUAUGUCAAUUUCUUAUCAUCUUCUACAACUCGACACUGGUGGUCUCGGCUUCAACUUCACUCAAUUCACAUAAGUGCUAUG
Brassica napus (rape) is the source of this 1408-nucleotide messenger RNA. RefSeq lists its product as uncharacterized. The record is from RefSeq and is a predicted model, not a curated record. Gene Ontology annotation, molecular function: DNA binding. Lineage: Eukaryota; Viridiplantae; Streptophyta; Magnoliopsida; Brassicales; Brassicaceae. The transcript is spliced from 2 exons. The coding region runs from base 32 to 553 and encodes 173 amino acids.